Messenger RNA from Ziziphus jujuba (common jujube), 2056 nucleotides. RefSeq names its product capsanthin/capsorubin synthase, chromoplastic. The transcript has a single exon. The record is from RefSeq and is a predicted model, not a curated record. NCBI's taxonomy places the organism in Eukaryota, Viridiplantae, Streptophyta, Magnoliopsida, Rosales, Rhamnaceae. Gene Ontology annotation, biological process: carotenoid biosynthetic process. Gene Ontology annotation, molecular function: oxidoreductase activity, acting on paired donors, with incorporation or reduction of molecular oxygen. Bases 278 to 1765 code for a protein of 495 amino acids.
CCUAUCAAAGCGCUUCUCAUACUCUUUUUGAUAUUGCAUUUGUGUUUGUUGUAGACACAUUAAUUAGUGGAUUAUUGAAAUGCAAAUGCUUGAAGAAUACAUCAUGGCCAACUGAAAGAAACCAAAACCAAAAACAAAAAGUUGGCAUUAUUUUCUUGCUACUGUUCUAGAUUCCCAUUUUGUCCAUUUCUUCUACUGCCAUUGCUGGAGUUUUCAAAAAUUUCACAUCCUGUUUUUUGCUCUACCUUAGACCUUCCCAAGACCCAUUUCUUCUCAAAUGGAAACUCUUCCAAGGAUGUUUUCACCGCUUCCAGCAACCAACUCUACCCAUCUCCUUCAUCCAUCCACUCCUCAAUUCUUUUCCGGGAAAACCCAUCAAAAUUCUUCAAAGACCACUCGUUGCAGUAUCCAAGCCAGCAAGUUCGGUAACUUCCUUGAUUUGAAACCCGAAUCAAGACCCGAAUUCUUGGAUUUUGAUCUGCCUUGGUUGGACCCAUCCAGACGUUCUCCGUUGGAUGUGAUCAUUAUCGGCACAGGCCCUGCUGGACUUCGUCUCGCAGAGCAAAUCUCUCGCUAUGGAGUUGAGGUAUGCUGUGUUGAUCCUUCACCGCUUUCUAUGUGGCCAAACAAUUAUGGGGUUUGGUCCGAUGAGUUUGAGAGGCUCAAGCUUGAAAAUUGCUUGGACAAAACUUGGUCCAUGACUUGUGUUUUUAUCGAUGAUGACAAAACCAAGUAUCUGGAUCGGCCUUACAGUCGGGUCAGCAGGAAGACAUUAAAGACAGAGCUUUUGCACAGAUGUCUCUCCAAUGGGGUCAAGUUCCACAAGGCCAAAGCUUGGAAAAUUGAGCACCAAGAGUUUGAUUCUUUGCUUCUGUGUGAUGAUGGGAAAGAGCUUAAAGCAAGCUUAGUUGUGGAUGCCAGUGGCUUUGCAAGCCCUUUCAUUGAGUAUGAUAAGCCAAGGAACCAUGGCUAUCAGAUUGCUCAUGGCAUUUUGGCAGAAGUGGAUGGCCACCCAUAUGAUUUGGAUAAGAUGGUUCUCAUGGAUUGGAGAGACUCCCACUUGGGGAAUGAACCUUAUCUGCGUUCUAGCAAUUCAACGCUCCCAACUUUUCUAUAUGCAAUGCCAUUUGAUUCAAACUUGAUAUUCCUAGAAGAGACUUCUCUGGUUAGUCGGCCGGUUUUAUCUUAUAUGGAGGUCAAGAAGAGGAUGGUUGCAAGGCUAAGACAUUUAGGAGUCAAGGUGAAGAGGAUAUUGGAAGAGGAGAAGUGUUUGAUUCCAAUGGGAGGUCCUCUUCCUAGAAUCCCACAAAGAGUUAUGGCAAUUGGUGGGAGUUCAGGGGUGGUUCAUCCUUCAACUGGGUAUAUGGUGGCAAGGACCAUGGGUUUGGCCUCAGCGUUGGCCGAGUCCAUUGUGGAGUGCCUUGGCUCGACCAGGAUGAUCAGAGGGAAGCCACUCUAUCACAAAGUUUGGAAUGGGUUGUGGCCAAUUGAAAGGAGAUGUGAAAGGGAGUUUUACACUUUUGGUAUGGAAACUCUGUUGAAGCUUAAUCUGAAAGGAACUAGAAGAUUCUUCGAUGCUUUCUUUGAUUUGGAUCCUUAUUACUGGCAUGGAUUUCUCUCUUCAAGGUUAUCUCUUGGAGAGCUUUCUCUGUUGAGUUUAUCUCUAUUUGGACGUGCUUCAGCUUUAUCAAGGUUUGAUAUUGUCACAAAAUGCCCUGUACCCUUGGUUAGAAUGAUGGGUAACUUAGCACUUGAAGCCAUCUAAAUGCUCUGGAAGAUCACAGCAUUUGUAGACUGUCAUAUAUACUUUGAAUUUCGAUAUGGGUUUCAGAGAAUGGUGGAGUCUUAGUAUUUGAGCUGUGUGUGGGUUUAGCCAUUUCAUAUUAAUAAACAUGGUCGGAAAUGCUUCAAAAAAAAAAAAAAAAAAAAAAAAAAAAAAAAAGAGAAAAAGAAAAAAACUCUUUUUUCGUAAAGAAACAAUGUAUUACCAAGAUUAUAGAGUUUGGUACAAAAUAAAUGUCUGAAAUGAACAAUGCUAAUUAAAGUUUGGAAGAAA